UCAGUGCGCAUGCGCAUGCGCGCUCUUCCUCAACAAUAACUGCGAAUGCGGAAAAGAAGGGCGGUUGCGCGAGCAAUUUUAUUCGGGACUUCACGGUUUUGGAUCAGACUCAUCUUGAGGAACAGCAGGAAGGAGGAAUUUUAAGGGCGAUAAUUGAGAUGAACAUAAACAAGGACUUGGGAAUAUAACUCAUCCCAGAGAUCAUUGACUCAGCUGUAAUCAUAAAAAUGCACAGGCCUGUUUUGACCACAGUUAAUGUAACCCUGUCCUCAAAGAAGGGUGAACUCCAGAGAAGGCACUCAGACUGUGUCUCCAUGAAGAGUGACAUGUCUUUGGAUCCUCCUUGGAACUUUAGAAAUGGAGAUUCCUUAUCUGUGCACAGUAAAUUUAAGAGAAAGAGAUCAGACUCGUCAGAACCCAGCUGUGUGUCAAUGAAAAGUGACAUGUCUAUAGAUCCUCCUUGGAACUUUGGAAAUGGAGAUUUCUUAUCUGUGCACAGUAAAUUAAAGAUAAAGAGAUCAGACUCGCCAGAACCCAGCUGUGUCUCCAUGAAGAGUGACAUGUCUAUGGAUCCUUCUUGGAACUUUGGAAAUGGAGAUUGCUUAUCUGUGCACAGAUGCAACCCAGAAUCUGCUGUUGUAGAUGAAUUCCAGAAAAGGUAUAAAUUUAAUCUGAAGAAAAAGUUUCAGUGUAUAAAUGGCGUGAUAGUAAACCAGGACAAUCGAAUGCUCCUGAAUGAGAUCUACACAGAGCUCUACAUCACAGAAGGAGACAGUGGAGACAUAAAUAAAGAACAUGAGGUGAGACUGAUCGAAGCAGCAUCCAAGAGGAAAACAUUAGAGGAACCACCAAUCAAAUGCAAUGACAUCUUUAAGUCCUUUCCUGAAGAAGACAAACCCAUCAGAACUGUACUGACGAAGGGAGUUGCUGGUAUCGGAAAAACUAUCUCUGUUCAGAAGUUCAUCCUGGACUGGACUGAAGGAGAAGCAAACCAGGACAUCCCCUUCAUAUUUCCACUUUCUUUCAGAGAGCUGAAUUUGAUGAAGGACCAAAAACUGAGCCUGGUAAAGCUUCUUCAUGUCUUUUCCUCAGAAACAAAAGAAAUAGAAAAGUCCAGAAUGGAAAAGGCUCUGUUUAUUUUUGAUGGAUUGGACGAGUAUCGUUUUCCUCUGGAUUUCCAGAACACAGAGACAGUGUGUGAUGUAACUGAAUCUGCAUCAGUUCAUGUGCUGCUAAUAAACUUAAUUAUAGGAAAUCUGCUUCCCUCUGCUCUCAUCUGGAUCACCUCCCGUCCAGCAGCAGCUGAUCAGAUCCCCUCACAGUGUGUCCAUCGAGUCACGGAGGUACGAGGAUUCAGUGACCCACAGAAGGAGGAGUAUUUCAGGAAGAGAAUCAGUGAUCAGAACCUGGCCAGUAACAUCAUCACACACCUGAAGUCAUUAAGAAGCCUCUACAUCAUGUGCCACAUCCCAGUGUUCUGCUGGAUCUCAGCUUCUGUUCUAGAGAGAAUGUUGGGUGAAUCAGAAAGUGGAGAGAUUCCCAAAACUCUGACUCAGAUGUACACACACUUCCUCAUCAUUCAGACAAACAUCAUAAGAGAAAAGUACUUAAAGAUGCAGGAGAGUGAUGAAGAAAUGAUUCUCAAACUGGGACGACUGGCUUUUCAGCAGCUGAUGAAAGGAAACCUGAUCUUCUAUGAGGAAGAUCUGAGGAGUGGCAUUGAUGUGACAGAAGCAGCAGUGUACUCAGGUGUGUGUACGCAGAUCUUCAGAGAGGAGUUUGGGCUUCACCAGAGUACAGUGUACUGCUUUGUUCAUCUGAGCAUUCAGGAACAUCUUGCAGCUCUGUAUGUGCACCUGACCUUCAUGAAGGAAAAGAGAAAUGUUCUUGUAGAGAACUGGUCCUCGAAAUCAGAGAUCCCUGAUUAUAUGAUGAAUGACAAUACAAUCUUAGAUGUUCACAAGAGUGCUGUUAAUCAGGCUUUAAACAGCGAGACUGGACAUCUGGAUCUUUUCCUUCGGUUUCUUCUGGGACUCUCAUUGGAGACCAAUCAGAAUCUCUUACAUUCUUUAAUAAAACACACAGGAAGUAGCCCUCUGAGCAGGGAGGAAACAGUUCAGUACAUCAAGGAGAAGAUCAGUGAGGAUCAUCAUGCAGAGAGAACCAUCAAUCUGUUCCACUGUCUGAAUGAACUGGGUGACAAUUCUCUAGUGGAGGAAAUCCAACAGUACCUGAAAUCUGGAAAACAAAGGAAACUCUCCUCUUCACAGUGGUCUGCUCUGGUGUUUGUCUUACUGACAUCCGAACAUGAGCUGGAGGAAUUUGACCUGAGAAAAUAUACCAGUGAAGAGACAAUAAGAAAUUUGGUCCUUGUAAAGGUGAUACCUGUGAUUGCAGCAUCCAGAAAAGCAAUUAUUCAGCAUGUAACACUUGAAGAGAAAAGCUGCAAAGCUUUGGCCUCUGUGCUCAGUUGCAACUCAUCCAAUCUAAGAGAACUGGACCUGUCUGGGAGUAAACUAACAAACUGUCUUUCUGAAGUAUUGGGGAAUCCUCACUGUAAACUGGAGACACUGAGGCUGAAUAAUUGUGGUUUCUCAGAAGAAGGCUUUGCUGCUCUGACCUCAGCUCUGAGAUCAAACCCCUCACACCUGAGAGAUUUGGAUCUGUCCUUUAAUAAAGUAGGAGACUUAGGAGUGAAGUAUCUCUCUGCAAUACUGGAGAAUCCUCACUGUAAACUGGAGAGAUUGUGUUUAUAUGGUUGCGGUGUCUCAGAUAAAGGCUGUGUUGCUCUGAGUUCAGCUCUGAGAUCAAACCCCUCACACCUAAGAGACCUAAAUCUGUCUGAGAAUAAACUUGGUGACUCAGGAGUAAAGUUUCUCUCUGGUAUACCUCAUUGUAAACUGGAGAGACUGUGGUUGAGUAAUUGUGGAUUCUCAGAAGAAGGGUGUGCUGUUUUGACAUCAGCUCUGAGAUCAAACCCCUCACACCUGAGAGAACUGGAUCUGUCUCAGAAUAAACUUGGAGAUUCUGGAGUGAAGUGUCUUUCUGCCGUACUGGAGAAUCCUCACUGUAAACUAGAGAUUCUGAAGUUGCAUAGUUGUGGUGUCUCAGAUGAAGGCUGUGUUGUUCUGACUUCAGCUCUGAGAUCAAACCCCUCACAUCUGAGAGACCUGAAUCUGUCUGGGAAUAAAUUGGGAGACUCAGGAGUGAAGUAUCUUUCUGCCAUACUGAAGAAUCCUCACUGUAAACUGGAGAGACUGUGGCUGUGUAAGUGUGGUGUAUCAGAUGAUGGCUGUGCUGUUCUUACUUCAGUGCUGAGAUCAAACCCCUCACACCUGAGAGACCUGAAUAUGUCUCAGAAUAAACUUGGAGACUCAGGAGUGAAGUGUCUUUCUGCUCUACAGGAGAAUCCUCACUGUAAACUGAAGAUACUGAAGUAGGAUCAUCUCGUUGAGAGUCACAUGACCUGCUCCUCAGCAAAGCACAUACUUUAAUAAUAUAGAGACUAAUCAGAGGUUAAUUGUCAAUAUAUUUUUACAUAUAUACAUUAAUUAAUCAGUCACUAUAUCAGUAGAAGAAUGCUGAGGAUGGAACGAAUAAAAGAGGAAGGUCAAGAAGGGGGCUUAUGGAUGUGCUGAAUGUCAUUUCCAAACUGUUACCACAACGCUAAAAGGAUUCAAUUGUACAGGACGUCUUUAAAUGUCUAUCAUAUAAUUUUGCAUUCACUUGAACUUGGAAACCCAAAUCUGUUCCAGCAUGGCAAUACCCCUGUGCACAAAGUAAACUCCUUGAAGGUCUUUUACAUGCUUUAGACAGGAAGAUCUUGAGUGGCCUGAUAUAAAGCUCUGAUCUCAUCCCUACUGAACACCUUUGGGAUGAAUUGGAAUGCUGACUGCACCACAGACCUCCUCACCUACAUCAGUACCUGCCUUUCAUAAUACCAUUGCUGAUGAACACAAAUAUCCAUAAGCACACAACAAAAUCUAGUGGAACAUCUUCGCAGAAGAGUGGAGGGAAUUAUACGAGCAAAUUGGGACUGAAUGUGGAAAUGCAAUUUUUAGAAAUCCCAUGCAUUAUGUACUACAUUAUGUACUAGUACUACAUACUGCAUAUUAUUUACUCACUUUUAUUUUGGAUUCUACAGUCUAUAGUAAUUACGUGUGUGUUUUUGUCACUAAAUCAUUUAAAGUGCACGCUAUAAUUUCUCUCAUUAGUAUUGACCACUUAAACAGCAGCACUCUCACUUAUCAUUGUUUUUAUGUUUAGUAUAGACUGCAAACACACACAUAAUUGAAAAUUGAGAAUCUUA
Molecule: messenger RNA, 4309 nt
Organism: Silurus meridionalis
Lineage: Eukaryota; Metazoa; Chordata; Actinopteri; Siluriformes; Siluridae
Product: NACHT, LRR and PYD domains-containing protein 12-like
Molecular function (GO): protein binding
Source: RefSeq, a predicted model, not a curated record